Colletotrichum higginsianum IMI 349063 is the source of this 1251-nucleotide messenger RNA. RefSeq names its product BAR domain-containing protein. The transcript is spliced from 4 exons. Gene Ontology annotation, cellular component: cytoplasm. Gene Ontology annotation, molecular function: protein binding. NCBI's taxonomy places the organism in Eukaryota, Fungi, Ascomycota, Sordariomycetes, Glomerellales, Glomerellaceae. The record is from RefSeq and is a predicted model, not a curated record. Bases 1 to 1251 code for a protein of 416 amino acids.
AUGAACUUCACCAAGAAAUUCGACCGCGCCUUCCAAUGGGCAGGCGAAAAGAUGGGAUCCGAAUCCAAGACGGGUCAGACAGACGAGUUCAGGAACUUGGAAAUGGAAAUGCAGUUGCGAUAUGAUGGAAUGGAGAGACUCCAGAAAUCCACAAACACAUACGUCAAAUGGAUCGCUCGCCGCGGUGAGGCCUUUGAAGACAAGGAGAAAGGACUGCCGAUUGCUUUCGUCGGUCGUAUGAUGAUUUCUCACGGCGAGGAAUUCGAGCCCGACUCCGAGUUCGGCGCCUGUCUGCUCUCUCUUGGUCGGACGAACGAGCGCCUCGCUGGCAUCCAGGAGAGCUACGCCUCCGAUGUGACCGACAACUGGCUCGUCUCUGUCGAGAGAUCGCUAGCCAUGAUGAAAGAGUAUCAGGCCGCACGGAAGAAGCUCGAGUCGCGCCGAUUGGCCUACGAUGCGAGUAUUAGCAAGAUGCAGAAGGCAAAGCGCGAGGAUUUCCGUCUCGAGGAGGAGUUGCGCACUGCCCGCGCCAAGUACGAGGAAGCCGGUGAGGACGUCAUGCGGCGCAUGCAGGACAUCAAGGACGCCGAGACCGACAACGUCCGCGACCUGACCAGUCUGCUCGACGCCGAGUUGAGCUACCACGAACGCUGCGCCGAAGAGCUGCGCCGUCUGCGUCAGAACUGGGCCGGUGGCAACGCACCUCCGUCGCCCACCGACCGUCGUUACAACAACGGUCGCGGGAGGUCCAACACGGCCCGCUCCUUCAACGACUACUCGGCCCGCGUCAACCACGUCGAGGAAGAACCCGAACCGAUGCCCGUCCGCAUGCCUAUCCGCUCCAACCGAUCCGAGGCCAAAUACGGCGCUUCCGCAGACACAACCCCGAGACCGACUAUUGCUAGAUCCCAGACGUUCCAGGGUUCUGCCGCCACCGAUCGACGCUCCAUCGCCGCCACGCCUCCUGUGCCCAACGUCUCCCAUAUUGGAUCUCUUCGGGGCAAUCUGAGACCUACAGGCAGACCACUUGCUAGCGACGUCUUUGCCGAUCGCGACGAUGAACACACGAUGAGCGGUAGUGGCAGUCCGGAAUGGAACGACCGCAGCGCAAGCCCAGCGACCAGUAUGGGGAGCAGCUUGACUAGAAGCACAAGCAACCUCCAGUCCAAGAAGGCGCCGCCGCCACCCCCUCCGAGCCGAGCCAAGAAGCCGGCGCCCCCGAUUCCUGCCAAACGGGAGGUUGGAUACUAG